GAAAUUUUAUAAAGUAAAUGAAGAAUAAAAAGGAGAAAGAAGAGGGGAGAAGGAGAAGGAGAAGGAAAAGAAGUGGGGAAGGAAGGUAUUUUUAAAAACAUAUAGCCCUGAUCACAGCAUUUCUCUGCCUAAAAACCUUUAAUAACUUCCCAUUGCUCAUGAGAUAACCACACCCCCUUUUCACUCUGCUCCCCCUUCCUGCCGCACCCCUUCCAGUCACAUGGGGUUCUAGGGCCUGCUAGGAUGUGUUCAUACAGGUCUUAUGGGAAAUUGCCUCAUGGGGUUACAGCAACUGAAACAGAGAGAACACCAUAAUGGGCCCCUCAUGAGCAUGGAGAGCUGCAUAGGGUGGUUUUAGUCCUAAGUCUGUGACUAUAGGGCCAUGGGAAAAUCAUGGUCUCUAAGCCUCCUUUUCUUCAUCUGAUCAGUGGUCAAGGGAAAUAAUCCCCACCCUGCCUGCCUCACUGGGUCGCUGUGAGGCUCAGGUGAGAUAAAGAACCUAGAGAAACCCUUUGUGAAGGAUCAAGCACUGAACAAAUACGGAUUGUUUCUAUUACCCAGCAAAUCAUAAUGAGAAGUGUACGAGGCCCGCCCCGUUCAUCUCUCAGCACUCUUCUUUCUAAUAACCCUUCGUGUCGGUGUAGCACCUUACGCUUUUCAAAGUACUUUUACAUAUAAUGUGCCAUUUCUUCUGACACCAUCUCUGUGCAGUGCCUGGGCACGGCUGCCCCUUGCUGGGCAUAUAAGGGCACAGGCUCAGGAGCUGAAGUCACCAGCAGGCCCAGUGUCACGGGGUGUGCUGUGGCAGAGCCAGGCCUGAGCUCAGGUUUCCUGACUGCAGCUCGGGCCUGGAGCCACUCUGCUCCCGGUACGUACCAGCUGUUGUUCUGUUUAGAUUCUACACCUUCAGAGGGUACAGACAGCAUCUUCUUAGGGGAUUAACUUCCCCAUCAGUGAGCAUGACCUUGGGUGGAGCUAUUUCAGAGGAUACUUGAGACAGGCUUGGUUUUUGAAAGUCUACUUGCCAGAGCCGUGGGAGUUUACCCAGGCCCCUUUGUCACUCCUCCGUGAGGGUAGUCAACCAAUAGGGCAGAGGUGCGAAUUUGGGAUCAUUUUGGAAUCCUUCCUCCAGGUGAGAUUCUAACCACAAAAUGUGCUCAUGCCUAAGCACCCCACAAACCUCAUCUGCUGGCUCACUUUCACAUGGAGUGUUAUCCAUGUCCAGCCCGAGUCAGGGCAAGGCAGAGGAAUUCAUGCAUGCCCCUGACCUGCAGCUGCUCACAGCUGGAGAAACAGCACCACGGGGGGGGGAGGGGGGGGGAGAUAACAGCAAAGAGGACAGAGUGAGCGUCUUCUUGGGGCCACACAGUAAACCGGGGAUGAAAGAGAUUGUGAGCUCAGAAAGGCAGAGAUCUCUGGGGACUGGGAGGCUCCGAGGAAGCUUCCUGGCUGAGGACACGGAGUCCCCCUCCCCAAGUCGGUCUCUGUGUCAGACUGAAGCAUUCUUGCUGUUGGUGAAUCACACCAGGAAACCGCCCUUGCAGCAUUCCAGGAUGCAGAAGCCAGGACCUUGGUCUGAUUGCUGAUUGGUGGUGGUGAGUCAGCGUAAGGGCACCAGACGGGCAGUGUGGAGAUGCAGGGGACUUCAGGGAUCCUGGCAAUGUCCUUUUUUUGGCCUGGGUGGCUUGUACAGGGAUGUUGUUUUAUAAUAAUUAUUUAAGUGUUAAUGCAAUUGUAAUACAUGGCAUUGACAAUAUUCAACCAUUUUAACCUACAAAAUGGCCAUUUCAUAUGGUUCAACCUAAUAUUUCACAAUGAAAGUUCACAAUUUACACUGUUAAGCAACAUUCAAAAUAAUGAUUGUGAAGGCUAUUAAUAACUUCAUGCACUCGUUUAUUCAUUAAACAAAUGCUUCCUGGGGUUUUUGAUGAACUGGUCAUAUUUCCAGACAUUGGAAUACAGAAUAAAAUUCUGUCAUGGUGCUUGUUUUCUAAUGGAAAAUAAUCCAUAAACAAACAUAGAAACAUCUAGAAUGUCAUAUUGUGGCAAGCGCUAUGAAUAAACAAAGGAUAGUAAGAGUAGGAGAGUGAUGAAGAGAGACUUGAGGAGGCUUCUCUGAGGAGAUUACAUUUGAAAGCACAGCUGAAUGAGAGAGAGAACCAUGAGCAGCCGUGAGAGAAGCCUCGGGCAGAGGAAAGAGCAGUGCACAGCCCUGCAACUGGAAUGUGCCUGGCAGGCCCAGAGAACAAGGAGGCCAGUGUUACUGGAUCAGAGGGAGGGGAGGGGAGAGUAUGAAGACAUGAAAUGGGAGACGUAACCAGGGACCUGAUCGAUCGCGGAAGGCCUGAGCGCCCUGAAGAGGCUGGUGUGGAAAUCCCCUGGGAGAAAAUGACGGUCAUUGUCAAAGGAGAAACAGGAAGGAAGCUUUUGCCUCCUACCAAGCCAAAGACGGGUCUGGACUCCAAAGAAACUGUCAUUCAAACCAGGACUGAGAAGCACCUGUUCUGCCCUCUCCAUGAUGAGGAAACUAAAGCUAGGGCAAGGUAAGUGACUGCCCAGAGUCACACAGUUGGAUGAAGGGCAAAACUGGAACUGGAAUCUGUUUACGCCUGGGCUCUUCUGCCCCAGCAUGGGGCAGGCUCCGGGCACUGCCAUCCGGCCGGCACGGCUCCCGCGGCUGCCGGGAGAUUCUGCCUAAUUCUCCCUGUCCAGCCGGUGCAGCGAGGACCAGAGAGCGGAGGAGGCCCGGACUGCAGCGGCGGCGGGGCCACCUCCCAGCAUCCCCACCCUGGGAGGCUGCAUGCGGAUUGAAGAGCGGCGCCUCUGGGCUGGGCCGGCCCCGCUGAUACCUACCUAGGGAGGACGCAGGACUGCCCAGCCUACGGACGGGUCCCUGGGGCAGGAAGGACAGGAGCAAGAUGGCCAAUAAAACCAAGGGCAGUGAGGCCCUGAAGGUGGUGGCCCGGUGCCGCCCCCUCAGCCGGAAGGAGGAGGCUGCUGGUCAUGAGCAAAUCCUGACCAUGGACGUGAAACUGGGCCAGGUGACCCUGCGGAACCCCCGUGCUGCCCUGGGGGAGCUGCCCAAGACCUUCACCUUUGAUGCCGUGUAUGAUGCCAGCUCCAAGCAGGCAGACUUGUAUGAUGAAACUGUGAGGCCCCUGGUAGACUCGGUGCUUCAGGGUUUCAAUGGCACGGUUUUUGCCUAUGGCCAGACGGGCACUGGCAAGACCUACACUAUGCAAGGGACCUGGGUGGAGCCCGAGCUGCGUGGGGUCAUCCCUAAUGCCUUCGAGCACAUCUUCACCCACAUCUCUCGCUCCCAGAACCAGCAGUACCUGGUCCGGGCCUCCUACCUGGAGAUCUACCAGGAGGAGAUCCGAGACUUGCUCUCCAAGGAGCCUGGCAAGAGGCUGGAGCUGAAGGAAAAUCCAGAGACAGGUGUCUACAUCAAGGACCUCUCCUCCUUUGUCACCAAGAAUGUCAAGGAGAUCGAGCAUGUGAUGAACCUGGGGAACCAGACCCGGGCAGUGGGCAGCACACACAUGAAUGAGGUCAGCUCCCGCUCCCACGCCAUCUUCGUCAUCACCGUGGAGUGCAGUGAGCGUGGUUCAGAUGGCCAGGACCACAUCCGUGUGGGCAAGCUCAACCUGGUGGACCUGGCUGGUAGUGAGAGGCAGAAUAAGGCGGGCCCCAACACGGCUGGAGGGGCUGCCACACAGUCCACAGGUAGUGGCAGCGGUGGAGGGGGCGGUGGGAGUGGGGAGAGGCCUAAGGAAGCCUCCAAAAUCAACCUCUCGCUGUCUGCCCUGGGCAACGUGAUCGCUGCUCUGGCGGGCAACAGGAGCACCCAUAUCCCCUACCGGGACUCCAAGCUGACCCGGCUGCUCCAGGACUCUCUUGGGGGGAAUGCCAAGACCAUUAUGGUGGCCACGCUGGGGCCAGCUUCUCACAGCUACGAUGAGAGCCUCUCUACCCUGCGCUUUGCCAACCGGGCCAAAAACAUCAAGAACAGGCCCCGGGUGAACGAGGACCCUAAGGACACACUGCUGAGGGAAUUCCAGGAGGAGAUCGCCCGCCUGAAGGCCCAGCUAGAGAAGAAAGGGAUGCUGGGGAAGCGGCUCCGGAGAAAGAGCAGUCGUAGAAAGAAGGCCGUGUCGGCCCCCGCCGGCUACCCCGAGGGGCCAGUGAUCGAGGCCUGGGUGGCCGAAGAGGAGGAUGACAACAACAACAACCAUCGCCCGCCCCAGCCCAUCCUGGACUCAGCCUUGGACAAGAACAUGGAGAAUUACCUGCAGGAGCAGAAGGAACGGCUGGAGGAAGAGAAGGCAGCCAUCCAGGAUGACCGAAGCCUGGUCAGCGAGGAGAAGCAGAAGCUGCUGGAGGAGAAGGAGAAGAUGCUGGAAGAACUGCGGCGCGAGCAGCAGGCCACAGAGCUGCUCGCAGCCAAGUACAAGGCCAUGGAGAGCAAGCUGCUCAUCGGGGGCAGGAACAUCAUGGAUCACACAAACGAGCAGCAAAAGAUGUUGGAACUGAAGAGGCAGGAGAUUGCUGAGCAGAAACGCCGCGAGCGGGAGAUGCAGCAGGAGAUGAUGCUCCGAGAUGAGGAGACCAUGGAGCUCCGGGGCACCUACACAUCCCUGCAACAGGAGGUGGAGGUCAAAACCAAGAAACUCAAGAAGCUCUACGCCAAGCUGCAGGCGGUGAAGGCGGAGAUCCAGGACCAGCAUGACGAGUACAUCCGUGUGCGGCAGGACCUGGAGGAGGCGCAGAAUGAGCAGACCCGGGAGCUCAAGCUCAAGUACCUAAUUAUUGAAAACUUCAUCCCCCCUGAGGAGAAGAACAAGAUCAUGAACCGGCUCUUCCUGGACUGUGAGGAGGAGCAGUGGAAGUUCCAGCCACUAGUGCCAGCCGGCGUCAAUAACAGCCAAAUGAAGAAGCGACCAACCUCUGCAGUGGGCUACAAGAGGCCUAUCAGCCAGUAUGCUCGGGUUGCCAUGGCAAUGGGGUCCCACCCCAGGUACAGGGCUGAAAACAUAAUGUUUCUGGAGUUGGAUGUGUCCCCUCCCACUGUCUUUGAGAUGGAAUUCUCUCAUGACCAAGACCAAGAUCCCCGUGCACUACACAUGGAGAGGCUCAUGCGGUUGGACAGCUUUCUGGAAAGACCCUCCACAUCAAAAGUUCGAAAAUCCAGAUCCUGGUGCCAGAGUCCUCAGCGGCCUCCACCCUCCACCGCACACGCCUCACUGGCCUCCGCUGCUCUGCGCCCCGCGACAGUGCUAGACCAUGAGUGACAACCUUCAGUUAGGCUGCCCGUCUGACAGACGCCUGGGAUGGGCCCACCAACCCUGGAUCAUCUCAUCUGCCGCUUGGUGUGUGUGUGUGUGUGUGUGUGUGUGUGUGUGUGUGUGUGUGUACGCGCAUGUGCGUGUUUGUAUGUGUGAGGGGGUGAGACUCUGGCAGACCGUGCCUCUGCCUGCUCUUCUCAGCCUCCUUUAUUUAAUUAAUGUUAUUUAUUCAUGGAGCUCAGUUCGUGUCAGGGAGAGGCCCGCGCCUGAGCCUGCCGUGGUCACUGCAUAGCCUCCUUUUCUGCUGACUCUAGACCCCCCACCCCCCGAGUCAGACCUCAGGCUCCCCCCUGUUCAUUCUCCCCAGAAGGGAAGGUGGCCAGUGCCUGAGAAGAGAGGACUUUUUCUACCUGUCUCCAAAAUCUCCAUCUCCUCCUAUGCGGAUGGUGAGCAGCUCCUAAGCACCUUCUGGGACUGGGAAAAUGCUGGGUGCCCCUGAGGACAGGAGCGGGCCUGACAGUGCUCCCAGCACUUUCUGGGCCUCAGAAAACCUUGUUCAGCUUCUCGGGCUCCUUCUCAAAGACUUGAAAGACCUCACCCUCCCAGCCCCUGCUCUUCAGCUUGCCAAGAACCCAUGGCUUCCCAGACUGCUUCCUGCGCACCUUCCCAAGCCUCGGGUAGGAGUUGGGAACCAACCAGUUGCUGCCUCCUCGGACCCGCAGGAAAUGGAACAGUAAUGGAGACACUGUGGACAGUCACCAAGGGAAGUCCCUCCUCUCCUCCCAUGUCCUUUGUGUCUGUGCCCCUCCGAGAAGUAACGUUGGUCAACAAGUGGUCAAGCCAACUCCCUGUUUUUGAGAUGCUGCUCCUUCCUGCUUCAAAUGUCUUCCCUGUAGCUGCCUGGAUCCCAGUUCAUAGUGGAGGGAGCGAUGUCAGUAUCCCCCCGGCUACACAAAGGUAUCGGAACCUGUUGCUUCCCCCUUCAUUUAGCACAGGAGACGGAGACCCGGCACGAUCUGCCAGCUUGGCCUAUUACCCCUGCUUCUGAGUCACCUGUGUUGGGCUCUGUUUUGUGGAAAACUAACCAACCCCAUCUUCGGCAUUGUGCACAUUGGUCCCUAAGGAAGUGCUCUCCGUCUUCUUUUGUGACAUCCCAAGAUGUCUCCAGGUAUCUCAAGUGAUAAGUAAAUUUCUACCAAAAAAAGAAAAGAGAUUAAUUUUCAUUGACUUUUUAAGUAUGUGUGUUUGUGGAGGGUUGAAGAGGUAAUCAUGGGAGAAAACCAAUGGUUUAGGAUUUUAAAAUGCCCUAUUAAUGGGAGUCUGCAAUUCCUAGAAUAUGAGGAAUUUAGUCAUUAUAUAAAAUCAUAAAAUUGACUGAUUUGCCUGAAAUUUAGUGUGUGGGAGGUGGUGGUGGGGCUGUUUGCCUGGUUAUUCUCUUUCCAUCAGGAAAUUAACCCUUUUUACACUUUUCAAGUUCUGCUCUGAGGACCAACUAUGGGUUUUGUGUGUGUUUUUUUUAAUCAAUAUGCUGCCAUUUCUGCUGCAAUUUCUGGACUAGAUGGUUGGGCAAAUUCAAUUGCCAUUUGCUCCUGUCCAUCAAGGAUAUAACAUUUUUUCAUCAGAGCCCAAGAGAUUAUUUGAGACUCAGAAUUCAGAUACUUGAUUCGGCUGAGGCUGGGACAGGAGUUGUAUGUAGAAAUCCCCCAGGUGGCCUGGGCACAGGGGGCCUCCAGGUCUGCAUUGAGCAGCCUCUCCCAGUGACCUCCUUCUCGUUUGUGGAUGAAGCAACACAUGUCACCCCAUUCGCACUUGGACACAUUGACUCUGCAUUGUCUGGUCACUUGACCCUCACAGUCUUAUAGCACAAUCUACCCAAGUUCACCGCCCCUGGUCUGAGGGCUGGGCCCGAGGUGUGGUCAGAGGAGGAGCUCCUGCCUGCAGUUUUGUGUAUGUGCGUAUGUGUGUGCGUGUUUGUGUGUGUUUAACUCCACCGGGAAUACUCUACACUCGGCGUAAGAUAUGCUGGGAACAGGGCCACUGGGGUGGUUGGAUCUCGGCCUCUCUGUUUCUCUCUCUCUCUCUCUCUCUUUCUCUCUCGAUGUAUCAGACAUUUGGUUGACAAAGUAAGGGCCCUGAUUAGGACCAAAUUUCCAUGUCUGUCGCGAUGGUCUUUAUUUAGGACAACAGCUGAUGCAGUGGCCCGUAUAUUACAUAUGUAAUAUAUAAAUAUAUAUAUAUAAAACAUUGCCCUCUAUCUCCUUGGCUUAGAUGACAAGAAAUGCACCUGCACCCUGGUGCUGCCAGCAGCCUGCAGGCCCCAGCCCUGUUCAACUUAACAGUCAAUAAUAAAGGAAUGAGUAUCGUUACCGA
This is a messenger RNA of Myotis daubentonii (Daubenton's bat), 7655 nucleotides long. It is a transcript of the gene KIF3C, whose product is annotated as kinesin family member 3C. Gene Ontology annotation, cellular component: microtubule. Gene Ontology annotation, molecular function: microtubule motor activity; ATP binding; microtubule binding. Gene Ontology annotation, biological process: microtubule-based movement; mitotic cell cycle. Lineage: Eukaryota; Metazoa; Chordata; Mammalia; Chiroptera; Vespertilionidae. The record is from RefSeq and is a predicted model, not a curated record.